This is a messenger RNA of Mucor mucedo, 2157 nucleotides long. RefSeq names its product Sodium:solute symporter family-domain-containing protein. Lineage: Eukaryota; Fungi; Mucoromycota; Mucoromycetes; Mucorales; Mucoraceae. Gene Ontology annotation, biological process: urea transmembrane transport. The record is from RefSeq and is a predicted model, not a curated record. Gene Ontology annotation, molecular function: urea transmembrane transporter activity. The transcript is spliced from 8 exons. The coding region runs from base 56 to 2074 and encodes 672 amino acids. Gene Ontology annotation, cellular component: plasma membrane.
AUAUAGACACUUCUUACUUUGUUUUCUCCCCCCAUACAUUAAAGAAAUUUCAGAAAUGGCUAUUUUAUCAGAAGGUAAUGGCUAUGGUGUCGUAUUAGGAUUUGGUGCCCUAUUUGCAUUAAUUAUGACAACCAUCACUUUUCUUUGCAAGCGAUACCUACACGAAGUUCAAACUUCAGAAAUGUACAUGACAGCACAGCGUACUGUGAAAACAGGUUUAGUGGCCAGUGCCAUUGUUUCGAGUUGGACAUGGGCAGCAACGCUUCUUACUAGUACAGAAGUCGCGUACAAAUAUGGUGUAUCCGGUCCUAUCUGGUAUGCUUCGGGCGCAGUAGUCCAAGUUUUGCUUUUUGCUGUAUUAGCCAUCGAACUGAAAAGACGUGCUCCUAAUGCCCAUACAUUUUUGGAAGUUGUUUUGGCUCGUUAUGGUAAAGGUGCUCAUGGUGUUUACCUUUUUUUUGCCACCAUUACCAAUAUUCUCAUUACAGCCAUGCUGCUUUUAGGUGGUAGUGCAGUUGUAAAUUAUUUAACUGGUAUGCACACUAUUGCUGCUUGUUUCUUACUCCCUGUAGGUGUAGUUGUUUACACUUUGUUUGGUGGUAUUAAAGCUACCUUCAUGUCAGAUUAUGCUCAUACUGUAGUAAUUUUUAUUAUUAUCAUUUCAUUUGUAUUCACUGUCUACGGUACAUCACCAAAAAUUGGAUCCAUCGGCACCAUGUACGAUUUACUAGUCGCUGCAUCAGAAAGAACUCCUAUUGUUGAUAACGAGAAGGGAUCUUUAGUUACCAUGUCGUCUAUUCAAGCCCUUUUAUUUGGCAUAAUUAACAUUUGCGGUAAUUUUGGUACCGUUUUUCUGGAUAACGCUUAUUGGCAACGUGCUAUUGCCGCUCAUCCUCAAUAUGCUGUCAAAGCAUAUUUGAUUGGCGGUCUUUCUUGGUUUGCUAUCCCAUUUACUCUGGCUACAACAAUGGGUCUUGCUGGUAGAGCUCUUGAUAUUCAGCUUACCCCUUUUGCCAUCAGUCAAGGUUUGGUGUUACCAGAUGUUGCUAUUGCCCUUCUAGGAAAAGCUGGUGGAUUUGCAUGUCUUAUUCUAGUUUUUAUGGCUGUUACCAGUGCUGCAUCUGCAGAAUUAAUUGCUGUCUCAUCUGUCAUGACCUACGAUGUGUAUCGUACAUAUAUUCGACCCAAUGCUAAGGGUAAAGAAGUUGUUCGUUUCUCUCACAUCUGUGUUGUCACAUUUGGUAUUCUUAUGGGUGUUCUCGCUGUAUUGCUAAAUUUGACAGGUAUAAGUCUUGGCUAUCUGUACACGCUAAUGGGUGUUCUUAUUUCGUCUGCAGUUGUACCUCUUACAAUGACCUUGUUAUGGAGCAAGCAAUCAAAAGCUGCAGCUAUUGCAUCUCCAAUUAUUGGUUUUAUUGCGGCAGUUGGUACAUGGUUAGGUGUCACUUCGAAUAUGUAUGGUGAAAUCACUGUUAACACUACCUCACAAAAUUACCCCAUGAUGGCUGGUAACAUUGUUGCACUUGUUUCACCUAUUUUUAUCACUGUUGCAAUUAGUUUAAUUAAACCUGAUCAUUUUAACUUUGACGCUACUCGUGAUAUCCAACAGGUGGAUGAUUCCAACCAAGAACAAAUUGCUGGCGACUUUGAUGAAAGAAACCCCAAGCCUGCUGUAGCUGUUGCUGUUGCUGCUGAAGCUGUUACUAAUUCCGAAGAAGAAAUGGAAGCCAUGGCCAAGUCAUCUCGAUUUGCUAAAGUCUCCAGUAUUGUACUUUCCUUGGUCUUGUUUCUUUUGUGGCCUUUACCAAUGUUCCUCUCUAAAUAUGUAUUUUCAAAGUCCUUCUUUACAGGAUGGGUUGUAGUGUCUAUUAUCUGGGUUUUUGCCAGUACAAUAGCAGUCGGCAUUUAUCCAAUCUAUGAAUCUCGUCAGACUAUUGCAAGUGUCUUUGCUGAAAUUUGGAGAGAUAUUACUGGAAAACGGGUCCCUAACUUACCUACAACAAAUGAGAGCGCAAUGAUCUCUGAAGAGAACAUUAUUGUAUAUAACGCAGAGAAAAAAGACUUGAGUCAUUAAAUAAAUUAUCAUCCCACACUUUAAUACACUUAUACACUAUUGCUCAAUAAUAAUAAUAAAAAAAUCUGAUUUGGCUCAAUUAA